AUACAAUGUACUUGAUACAAUACAUCACCCAACCCCGUACUCUAAACCUGUCUGUGUACUAAGAAACAAAUAAAAAACAUCCUGAAGUUCGUGUAAUGGUCGCCAGGGGACACCACCACACCUGCUGCUGACAGACAGCAAAGACCUGCUAAGGUUCAGGAGAAGUGGUGUCGGGGACACAUACUGUGUUAGUUUAUUUUGGUUAGUCAUUAAUUAGGUAGCCAAGAGGCCAUGCUAUGUGUCUGUAUCAUCAUUGCUCAGGUCAAGCUAACGGUAUACAAGUAUAACCUAAGGCAUGAAUUAAUAACGACAUACAUGUAUAUAUCUACGACUCGGUCCCCUACAGCGAACACAACAGGUGGUUUAUAAGUGGCUGUAUUGUGCAAUUACGCGGUGACUCUUAUAUGCAAUAUAAAACCACUCGUAUAUUCCCAGCUUCUGUAUUGACAUGCCUCAGAUACUGAGAUGAUGACCAUGCCGUCCAGUACUGUGGCUGGACGGGUAUACCGCUCUACCGGUCAAGGUCUUACCGUCACCAUAGUAACUAAUGUUUGACGGCCAUUCUAAUGAGCGAUCAUCAAAUAUCAACAAAUGAACGGUGUGUGCAUGAGCGGUGGGCGUUGUCCUGCGUGCUAAAGUUCGCGGUAAGGGAGCGUGACCGGCCGUCCAUUCAUGGCGCUGACAUAUGGUCCGAACAGGCAGGCGGAUUAUGCUAGUUUUGGCGCUAACGGGGGCGUUUAAACCUUACGAGACGAACUUCAGUGUUUGUUGAGAGUACAAGGUGGCAAAUUCCGUCGUCGAAGGGAGUCUGAGACGUUUUAUGUGGACGAGCCAGCCGUGUUUUUAUGAGACAUAGCUCGGGAGGAUUGUGUGUGCUUUGGCAACAGACUGGCCUCUGUAGCGGAUCGCUGUGAGAAAACUGAAUGAACGCGAAUCAAUAAGGCAGCAGCAUACGUGUGUCAGAGUGUUCUGUAAGACUCAUCUCUAAGUCUAACGAUGGCUGUACGACUGGACGCUGCCAGGCUGACCAGGGCGGACGAUGUCUUCACCGAACAUCAGCUCCAGUAUAUUUUCGGGGUCAAGGCUCCUGCGAGUAGCGGGAGAAACGCCCUCGGACUACGGCGGACGUCGGGAGGACCGCCCCACGUUGUCAUGUCGAACGGCCCGGUCAGUCCAGCGGGAGGGCCAGUUAGAAAGAUCAGCUCGAGAGUCUGGCCUCCACCGGCAGAAAACCCGGAGCCUGAGAAGGCUUCGACGACGCCGAGACCCAAGCCACUGAGAAAGGAGUCGUUCCCACAGUUUGAAGCGGAACAGAGUAACGAUAGUGUUUCCUCGCCGAAGGCAAGGUCAUCCCCAAACACGCCGGGUCAGUCGUCACCUCAGCCGGAACCGCCCCGGACUCCUGUCUUCAUCUCGUCACCUGUGUCGGACCCACCGCGCGUUCCUCUCAUCAUCUCCUCCCCGCUGUCUGAUCCACCUCCGCGCCCGCCUUCCACCGAGCCGCCGCACAGCCCGGAGGUCCCCUCAUCCCCUCAGUCCUCACCUCGCAGCCCGCUCAUCAUCUCUUCCCCCAUCUCCGAGCCGGCGAGAAGCCCUCUCAUCAUCUCCUCUCCAAAGUCUGAUCCAGCCCGAAGCUGGCCUCCCUCCCAGCCGACCACCCCGGUAGUUCUGACGUCGCCUCAGUCGGAGCCGAGAACCCCGGUCAUCGUCACCGCUCAGACGGCGGAAUCCCCGCGAAGCCCGCUCGUCAUCUCGUACCCGCUACCCAAGUCCCCUGUAAGCCCUCUUGUCAUCUCGUCCCCACAGUCACAGCUGCCCGUCAUCAUCUCGAAGACGGAUCCCCCACCCCCACAGAAGGACCCCCCACCCCCAGGUGAGCAGGCGGCCUCCCCCACCCCCAGCCCCGACAACACUCUCACCAAACGGAACUCUGUCAUCCUCAUGCGGGGAGGGGAGACGGAAGAGACCAAGGGACCUUCCCUGAAGGAACGGAUAAGUGCUCUGUACGGAGCGCCUUAGCUUUUUGUCUAAACACUUGCCACUAGAAAUUGCUAUAUGUACAUUUUUGCUGUAAGGCCACAUACUCUGCCAUUUCGUUA
Messenger RNA from Branchiostoma belcheri (Belcher's lancelet), 2099 nucleotides. RefSeq names its product leucine-rich repeat extensin-like protein 3. Lineage: Eukaryota; Metazoa; Chordata; Leptocardii; Amphioxiformes; Branchiostomatidae. Bases 997 to 2019 code for a protein of 340 amino acids. The transcript has a single exon. The record is from RefSeq and is a predicted model, not a curated record.